AGAAGGUCUGAAUUUCUGUGAGGCGACUGCAGUGGUUGAAGAGAGCUACCGCAGGGUUCCUAUCCUAACGUCCCUGAGAGAAGCGGCAUCUACGAAGCGGUGUCCAUAAUGUUCUCUUUCAACAUGUUUGACCACCCAAUUCCCCGGGUCUUCCAGAACCGCUUCUCCACACAAUACCGCUGCUUCUCUGUGUCCAUGCUCGCAGGGCCUAAUGACAGGUCAGAUGUGGAGAAAGGAGGGAAGAUAAUUAUGCCACCAUCAGCCCUGGAUCAGCUCAGCCGACUUAACAUUACCUACCCCAUGCUGUUCAAACUGACCAAUAAGAAUUCUGACCGCAUGACACACUGUGGUGUGCUGGAAUUUGUGGCUGAUGAAGGUAUCUGCUACCUUCCACACUGGAUGAUGCAGAAUUUGCUGUUGGAAGAAGGGGGCCUGGUUCAGGUGGAGAGUGUCAACCUUCAAGUGGCCACAUACUCCAAAUUCCAGCCUCAGAGCCCAGACUUCCUGGACAUCACCAACCCCAAAGCAGUAUUAGAAAAUGCACUAAGAAACUUUGCCUGUCUGACCACUGGGGAUGUGAUCGCCAUCAACUACAAUGAAAAGAUCUAUGAAUUACGGGUGAUGGAAACCAAACCUGACAAGGCUGUGUCCAUCAUCGAGUGUGACAUGAAUGUGGACUUUGAUGCUCCUCUGGGCUACAAAGAACCUGAAAGACAAGUCCAACACGAGGAGUCAACAGAAAGUGACGCUGACCACAGUGGCUAUGCUGGUGAGCUGGGCUUCCGUGCCUUCUCAGGUUCUGGGAAUAGACUAGAUGGAAAGAAGAAAGGAGUUGAGCCUAGUCCUUCCCCAAUCAAGCCUGGAGACAUUAAAAGAGGAAUUCCUAAUUACGAAUUUAAACUUGGUAAGAUCACUUUCAUCAGAAAUUCACGUCCACUCAUCAAAAAAGUUGAAGAGGAUGAAGCUGGAGGUAGAUUCGUUGCAUUCUCUGGAGAAGGACAAUCAUUACGUAAAAAGGGAAGAAAGCCUUAAGUCCAAACUGUGGCUGAUUGGAAAAUAAAGGAAUCAAUUGCAACAUACUGGCUUUUAGUUACUGCCUCUGACAUGGAUAAGACCAUCAUCAAGAGAAUGCUGUUACUUAAGGGUUUAUUUAGUGUUACCUAAGAGUUACAAAGUUUGACCUGGACGUGGAGAAGCCGAAGAACAUGGUUGUAUGCUUGAUUUGGGGGAAAGAGAAAGCUAUCUCUACUGUCCUGUAGGUGGCCUUCUUUUUCUAUUCUGUUCAUUCAGCUCAAGGACUUUCCUCCUGCCCCAGCAAAAGAGUUCCUUAAUUUCUAACAAACCAGUGAAGAUGAUUGAGUUUCAUUCAAGGUGUUCUUUCUCUUUCUUCAUUUUCUCUUUUCCUAGGUCAUUUGCAAAGGCAUUGUCUUUGGCCUAGAAAAAAUGAGUUUAAAUAGGUAUGUGUUUUAUAAAUAGUGCCUGUCCCACUACUCUGGCUGCUAUUUAAGAAUUUGAGAAAGGGUGUUUCUAUUUUAUUUUACAUACUAAUUGUUUUCAGAAAUACUUUCCCUCAAAAGGAAACCCUAUCCACUUGAAAUCAGACUUUUAUUUUGAUUUCAUAUGGAAAUAACUGACUCCUUAGUGAAUUUAUUCUAGAAUAAAACAAUUCCAUGAUGAAGCCAAAUGUAAAUUUUAGACUGAAUAAAUGCUAAAGAUAUGUCUGCUUCCUUACCCCCACUUUGGAAUUUUGAAUUUUACUUUUAUUAAAUUUUCCCAUGUUCUGCUG
This is a messenger RNA of Octodon degus (degu), 1786 nucleotides long. RefSeq names its product ubiquitin recognition factor in ER associated degradation 1 (gene Ufd1). Bases 109 to 1032 code for a protein of 307 amino acids. Gene Ontology annotation, cellular component: VCP-NPL4-UFD1 AAA ATPase complex. The record is from RefSeq and is a predicted model, not a curated record. Gene Ontology annotation, molecular function: polyubiquitin modification-dependent protein binding. Lineage: Eukaryota; Metazoa; Chordata; Mammalia; Rodentia; Octodontidae. The transcript is spliced from 12 exons.